AUGAACGACCUCUCGCCGCCGCCCAACAAAACGCCGGCACGCCGGAGAAACGGUCGAACCGACGGCAAGUCUGGCGCUCAAAAGGCCUACGCGUCCGAGAACGAUGCGGCCACCCUGAAUGCUCAGCGGCAUCACCCGCAGAGGGUGGUGCCUCUCACCCCGAGCAAGGUCGGGGCAGGCUCGCCGGCUCGGACGGACGCCGCCACGGCGCAGGCGAGCUCCAAGCAGCGCAACAGGAACAAGGCCAAGGCCAGGAACACCCCUGUCUCGCCCGAAUUGAAUUCUCGCGGACGCCAGACGCCUCCCCACCGCUCCAUACCCAUACCCACGAAGUCCGCGACGGGCGCUGCCUUUGCCGGCGCGACCUUUCACGCAUCUCCGGCGCCCUCGGCGCUGCCCAUCCCCAGCUUCCUCGCCAAAUCGUCCAACGAGUCCCCCGUCUUCGGAAACCGCACGGGCAUCGUCCAGGAACUUUCACCGCCGGCCACCGACACGGAUGCGCACACUCCCUUCCGUCCAGCUUCGGCCCCAAAGUCGACCGAGUCUCCGCUGGACUUCAUGUUCCGCGCCCACCGCGAAGAGAGGGAGCGGCAGUUUCGCGACACAUCCAUGGGGCCGGACUCCAGCCCCUCUCGCCUGGCUUCGGCAUCGGCCGUGCCUGUCAACGGCGGCCACGGCUCGUCGUACACGCCCACGGUGCCGUCCGGUCGCCGUGCCGGUUCCCGAUACCCGCCUGCCGACUUCGGUGGCUCCGAUCUGGACGCCAACUCGAGCCGUCCCUUGGGCCCGACCUUCUCGACGCCGUACCAGGAGCGAAUCAAGGCUGCUCGGCUCGGUGCUUCCCCCUCGCAGCCAAGCCAGCUGUCGUCGGCGCAGCCUUACGCAUCGACGCCUUCCGACGACCCCACCGAUGCGCUGAAACGGUUUCUCUUUGGCGGAGGCGCUCUUGGAGGCGCGUCGUCGAACCCCGGCUGUCCAAGCACGAUACUCUCGUCUGCCUCGGCUGCCGGCGAGACGACUCACAGCACGCCUCCGCCAGCCGCCCAAGCCGGUGUGCCGGAACAGGCUCGCAGCAACAAUUUUCAGGCCAUGGAGAAUGAUUUGCGAAGGAUUCUGAAGUUGAAUACGACAAAGGGCACGUCGCCGGAUCGAGGCUUUGUCUCUCAGUGA
Drechmeria coniospora is the source of this 1170-nucleotide messenger RNA. RefSeq lists its product as uncharacterized. Lineage: Eukaryota; Fungi; Ascomycota; Sordariomycetes; Hypocreales; Ophiocordycipitaceae. The transcript has a single exon. The record is from RefSeq and is a predicted model, not a curated record. The coding region runs from base 1 to 1170 and encodes 389 amino acids.